CUGAUUGCACAAACGAACAGCGCGGACGCCCAGUUACUGUUGCUUGAGUUAGUCUUUUUGAAGCCAAAUGUCUCUGAGGACGAGCUUAGGAGGUGUCUCUUCCACGCCAUCGCCAUACAGUCACCUGUGCAGGAGCUAGUUCAACAUGUCGAAGCGCUCUGCUUUGAAGACGGGACUAUGAUGCCUGGCGACACGCCACCCCUGACGAAGACCCGGAAGCGAGCGUGUCUGUCACUUGGAGCGAUGGUUGAGUCCAUGCACAACAGUAACCUGAGCGAGUCUGACCGCAUCGUGGAGAGAAUCGAAAACUGGUUGGACUAUCACAAUGAGAGUAGAUCUAAGGUAAUCGUGAGACCAAGACGAAAGCGGUCAAUCUUUGAAAUUGAUUUACCUGCGAAAACGCACAGAGAAACUAAGACGAUUCUUAUCCAGUCGCUAGGUAACGCCGGGAAGAAACGUUCACUGCGUCACAUCCGGUCCUACAUGGAACCGAACGUCGGUGUUACGGUGUGGAGAAGGGCAGCCAUUCAUAGUAUGAGGCACUUCACCUGCAAUGAAAGCGCCGAUGCCUUGGUGAAAAGUGUUAUCCACGACGGCGACGAGGUUGUUAGGCAAACCGCACACGCUGUGCUGACCAAACACCCGAAGGCAACCGACAAACAUUUCAUUCUGCAACAGGAGCCGGAAAUAAUCAGUAAAAACUACAUAUACCCGACCGUAAGCCGAGCAAGGAGAAGCUUUUUGAAGAUUUUGAAGGACGGGAUCCAUUUGAAACUUGAGCCUCCUGGCGUUCAUUGGGAAAAAAAUCUGGGUAGCAAAGCCAUCGGAGCCAGCUUCGGGCUUAUCUUGAGAAACUUGCUCGACCUUAAACUCUCGGUGUUGAGUGGUCAUUUCAUAGUUGACGUGCAUGACGCUGCCUGGGCCAAGGUUCAUGUGGGGAUGAUCGGGUUAAAGGUGGAUAUAGUCGACAUUUCGGUUUGCUUUAAGGGACAUAUUGCAUACGACUUGAACGUGCUUAAGGAUUUCGGAAUAAAUAGCCUUUCAGACUUGGUUCACAUUUUCGACAAAAUCUACGCCAAGAUUGUUGAUCCUAUCAAAAAUGCUGUGAUAAAAUUCAGACAACUUAUCACCAUGUUCAAAGAUGGGAAAAGCCUAAAGCAAACUGUUAAUGCCUUAGUCGAUAUCGUGAAGCACCUACCAACGAAGUUGGGCGAUGUUGCUGCCAGAAUGAAGGACUUUGUGAGGGAGUUGUUCAGUAUUAGCGGCAACUCAGUCAUUGAUGAAAUCAAGGCCAUCGUGAAGGAACUCAGGGAUUUCAUUUUUGGAAUUUCCCAGGACGUUUUGAAGUUUUACAAUGACGUUGUUGAUUCUGUAACAAUUGCUCUCCCGUACGUCGCCAUGAAAAUAACUGACGCAUUUAACUCAAUUGCGCAGGCGGUUGUGAAGCUCUUCAACAACCCAAUGCAAGCCAUCACUAGCAUGUCAUCGGCCAUGACUGAUAUUAAAAUGGCGAUCACAAUUAUGGUGGAUGUUAAAACUAGAUUGCUGGAUGCCUGUAUGUUCAUGAAAGGAAGGGCCACUGAAUGGGUAUCUACGGCAAAAAGAAUUCCAUCGAUUCUACAACGUCUGAAUGAAGUUUUUAAGAAACUGACAAAUACAAUAAAGGACCGUGCGAAUGCAAUUGGGAAAGAAACGAAAUCUCUAGUUAGUGACGGUGUCAAUCAAGUGAAAGGGUCAUUGCACGAUGUUCAAAACAGCCUCCAAGCUAAAUGGGAUUCCGUUUUGGAGCCACUUAAACCACUGACUGACUUUGUGAUACCCUUCGUAGAAAUAUUCAAAUCCAUCAUGGUUGCAGUACAGUGCUUUAAAAGCGGAUACCAAAAUAUGACAGAGACGAUCGACACAAGCAAAUCUCUUGUGCAGAAGGUGUUCGGACCGAAAUUUCACCGCAAAUUUCCAACAACCCGUAUUAAACAAUUUGACGAUUGUCCUGCUGGUGUCUGGCCAACUACAUCUAACGGCGCGUACGAAACUACUGGGGUCAACCUGAAACUUGGCGUGGGACAAUCGAUACAGAUGCCAGUCAACGGAAUAUUGAAAAUACUCAGAGACGAAAGAAAAGUUGUAAUUCAACCAAAAGACCCUGAAUUUGUUGGUUUAGAAAUCGUUAUUGAGAACAUCGACGCUGACCCAUCAAAUCACGAUAAAAGUGUCGAUGCGGGUAAAAAGAUCGGUACAGCUACAACUGCUCGUCGGUGCAAAUUGCAAAAAAUAGACAUCAAUGAAGCUCAACCUUUGACAAAAAGCGACUGGCUGCCAACCAAAGCGUCACGGUCAAAGAACUACAUUCACGUAUCCGUCCGUCCGGUCAAGGGAAUGGAUACACUUCCGGACGCUGAAUACGAUUACGCUGACCCUUCUCCGUAUCUUGACAGACUCGUCCCUAUUCCGAAAUGGAUACAGGACUGUAACGACCACCACUUUAGCUUUCUUGGGAAGACCUUUGAAGGCGGUGAGGAAGAGGAAGGUAAAGAACAGAAGGAUGACCCAAUAAUAAGAAAUCGGGAACCAGACCCGGACAGGUUUAAUAAAAUGCUAGGGGACGAGGACUCGACUUACAGACCUGAUGACCCGGAACUGUAUGACUCUUCGUCCUUUAAGGACAGUCUGAUGAAAAGUUUGAAGGAACAAAGCAAACAAUUCACAGAAGUCUUUAAGACGGCGCUGUUUGGCAAGAAUGGUCCUAAAGUACCAAACUUCCUUGAGAUAGUUGAUGUAAACAGUAAAACGGUGGAUUGGAUCAUAAACAAGUUGAAUAAAACGUCAGAAAUUUGCAAGAAGUUCAUCGGCAUUGUACACCAACUGGCCUUUGCGAAACAGUCUGACCCAUUCGAGGCAGUCUCAACGAUGACACCGUACACAAUGCUUACGUACCUAAAAAAUAAUGAUGCAGGCUUUAAGUUCGGUGGGUCAAGCGAUGGUCCAUCAGAAAUAAGAACGCGUGGUGAUACGUUGAAAUUUGGCGAUCCGGGCCAAAUGAUACUAAGCAUGGCAUAUUUACCAGAGAAAUUUUGUCCUGCAUUUAGGGAUAAAAUUGCUAAAGGAUUCGGUCAUAUAUGUUUUGUCAAUGGCGAUUGCCUGGGUCUACGUUGUAAUGUACCAUUUUCGUCUGGUGUAAACACUACACAAAUAUAUGCGUCAUUCAGAUUCAAACCUUCAGACACGGCAAUCGUCUUAAAAAUAAUGAACAGAAUAUAUACACUUCGAACGGAAGGUACCGACGUGAACAAAGAUCUUCAUACAAAGUUGUUUGGAAUGAAUCUUUUCUUUUUGGGCCAUGUCCGAUUAAAAGAAGGCACGGUUCACCUCACGGCCGAAUUCAAACUAUGUGCGGACCUCUUUGUUUCAUGUCUUCCACCGGUUGAACUGUUCCUUGACAUACCGUUUAUCCCAAAUAGCAUAAGACGUAAACGAGCUUCUGGAGUACUGUUGGACAUUGGAAUUCGGCAACUUUCUUUGCCAAUGUUUAUGAUGCAGCUCAAUGAGUUUGGAUCAAUGAACAGGGAAGUGACACAAACAAUGGAACAAGUCAGACAGACAGUCAUUAAUGAGUUGAUGAAGGACCCAAAGGCUAAACUUGCAGAAGAAGCCACAGAGUUUUCCAAUAAAAUAGAUUUCUGUAUGAGCGCUAACAUUCCUGUUCCUCCGUAUGACUUCGAGUUCUUCAACAUCAAUCACAUAUUCAUGGCAGGCUUCGUUCCAUUAUCACUUGGGUUUGGGGCAGGUGGUUCUGUUGGUAUAGGGGUGAAACUCGGCUUUUGUGUUGUCAGUAUGACAACUCAACUAACCCUGACGCCGUGGGUAGGAGGAAAAAUUUGGGGUCAAGCAGCUGUUGACCUCUUUCUGAUCCGCGCCGGUAUUCGUCUGGUCGGCUACAUUAUGGAGACAAAAUUUCCAUUGUUGACAGAGUUGGUCUUUUCCAAGUUUCCUAUUGACGUUGGAGUCAAAAUGGAUAUGAUUCUUACACCAUUAAGACUUGAGCUUGAGGUAUUUGUAGAAUCUGCUCCUUUUGGAUCGAAGCCAUGGACCAUAUUUAAGGGGACUAUUUGGAAGUACGCCGUUCCUUCAAUUAAAAAGAAUAUUUUCCAUAAGAAGAAAGGAGACGAUGACCCGUCUCCUCCUGAUAUAAAGCCUUUAACUAUUAAUGAACGCAGAAAACGUUCCGGUUCGAAAGGCUGCCUGGUCCAGCAGAUUUACAACCGCCCGCACUAUGAUCCAGCGUUCAGGUUAGAAAUGUACGCACAGGACGAGGUCAGUGAAACUAAACUGUUUUACGCAAUUGGUACCGACAAGGGAGGAACGGACUUGCAGGACUGGACUGACAUGGGAGGUAACUCUUUGAUGGUUCCAGCCAAGCUCCCGGGCGGUAUUCCUAUAUACUGGUCGGUAAAAGCUAAGAACAGCCAAGGCCUUGAAGCUAUCGCACAAUGUUCAUUACACACCUAUGACAGUACAUUAAGCGACGGGAGAGUAGAACAUGCUUACAAAUAUUCUUCCCAUCCUAAAAAGAUGGUCGCUUCAGUUGUAGCUUUCGAUGACAGUCCGCUGAAGGAAAUACAUUACAAAGCAAUCGGAUUUAGUCCGGGAAAGUAUGGUUCCCAGUUUGUUGGGUGGGAAAAGUUACGCCUUGACCAUUCAUCACCGAGAAAAGGCAUUUCAGGUCAGCUGAAGUAUUUCACUUAUCCCAGGGAGGGAAAGCUCGUUGCCAACAUUCUGAAAACAACGAAUGUACGGACACCAGAGCUAUGUGCCCAUGCUUGCCUAUCGUACGGAUACAACUGCAUUUCAUUUGAUUAUGAAUAUCAUUCGGAAACAUGUGACAUGCAUGAUGUCGUUGAAGGGGCAAAUGUUUAUUUGAGGAUCAGCGGCACUUACAGCAACUAUGAACGUCUAGGUAUUGGGUACCACGUGACGCUAGAGUACGAUAACCUACCAUUGUCACAUGGUUCGCAGUAUUUCGUUAAUGUUCAAGUUAACAACGUUCUGAACUACCAAGCCUUCAUACUUGGCGAGGGAACCUUAAUAGAUUUUACUCCACCAGAACCAGGUCUGGUCUUGAAUAACAAGACUGACUACUUAAAAGCGGACCGGUGCAAAGCAUCUGUAGCACAGCGCUGCAACGAAGUGACAUGGAAAGUAAACCACAGAACUAUCAUUGACGGUCCUGGAUCCAGAACAGUGUUUAACGGACACGAGCCACUCAAAGAUGAUCUAUAUACCCUUACAAAUCACUACGUAACAGCUAACUGGAAUGGCUUUCAUGAUGAUGAAAGUGGUAUUUGGGGAUAUACAUGGGCUGUAGGAAGAAACACCUGUAGUGCAGAUUUGAUUCAAUUUAAUGAUCCGUAUGCUCAUCUGACGAACAAAAAGUUCUGGACAGAUUCAGCGUUUCAGAAGGGCGUACAUCUUUCCGAUGGCAUAUACUAUGUCACUCUUCAAGCCCUUAACGGUGCAGACUUGGGUGGAUCGUUAGUUACAACAGUUUGUCAUUCUACUCCUUUCGUCGUCGACACUACACCGCCAGUGUUCAACAAAGUUACAGACAUUAUAUAUGAUGAAGACUUUGACUUGAUUGCAAUCUAUUACAAUGCUACCGAUGAACUAAGUAAAACAGCCCACGCCGAGUUCGGCCUUGGGAAAACAAAGUAUGAUGUUCAACUGAAGGCUUACGGUCUGCAUGCACCUAUGGAACGAGAGGACCCGUUUGUUGCAGUGGAGGAUUUAGGAUUGCAAGAGGGCGUUCUUGCUUGGAUCAGGAUCAGAGUCACAAAUAAUGUUGAAUUGUUCACUGGAGGUCAUGGCAAGGAACCAAUUUUAAUUGACAAGUCACCGCCAAUACCUGGUCAUAUUAUGGACGGGGAUCAUUUUCGCAGGGACAGACAGUUUCAAGCAGAUAACGACACAAUCUGUGCACAGUGGAUUGAUUUUUACGACCCAGAGUCUGGUAUUGACAGGUUUGUAUGGGGUGUGGGCACAUCACCACAGAAGGAUGACGUUGUAAUAUUUCACAAUCUCACACGUUACGACAAGUCCAGUUGUUACCUGGCCUAUUUACAACACAACCACACGUAUUACUCCACAGUGUUAGCUUACAACAAUGCUCUGAAUUCAAAAGCAUCUAACAGCUCUUCAGAUGGAGUACUCGUUGACAUAACACCGCCAAUAGCAGGGACAGUCGCGGAUGGCAGAAAAGGAUACCCAGAGCAGGAAUACAGUUCAGAAACGGUGUCGAAAUAUGCAAAAUGGCAUGGUUUUUAUGAUCCUGAAAGUGGUAUACAAAACUACAGGUUAGACGUGUUUAUAAACAAUGAACACAAAAAAACGUUUGAAACUGCGACUGAAGAGCAAUUUGAAGACCAUACUAUUUCAAUGGAACACAGAGACAAAGUAAACUUUAAAGUUCACGGAGUGAAUGGUGCUGAGCUGGAGGUAGAUGCAGAUAGCGAUGGUUUCCUAGUUGACCUUACCCCACCCAUUAUGACAGAAAUUUCGAAUCUCGACAAUGGGCAAAUUUACCAAAGUGAUAAUUCGAAACUUAGUUUGACGUGGAAUUACCAAGACGAGGAAUCUGGCAUUGAACUAUACAGGGUCACUAUAUUCGAGAGUAAAUAUGGCUUAAAACAAAAAUACUGGCCAGAAGAGAAGAAGUACAAUGAAACAAAACCAGCAUCGGCCUUUGAUGGACGAAUGCACGUGCUUCUAGGUAACCUUUCGUUAGAAGAUGGGUCGAAGUAUUCAUUGCAGGUCUCUGCUUUAAAUGGUGCGAAAUUAUCAACUUCUCACGAGACAAACGGAUGUAUCAUCGAUACAACUUUUCCCGAACAGCCAAAUGUUCAUAUCGGUUUACCUAAAGAUGACGAAGAUCUUGAUGACGAAGGUAACAUUGUUCACAGUGAUCAGAACGGAAUCCGCGCAAGCUGGAGCAGUCGUGACCCACAAAGUGGUAUUCAGAGGUAUUUUGUUGCGGUAGGGAUAGAGUCGUCCUCGGAAUCACUUUUACAGUUUACCGAUUUUGGAGGGCAGACAACUGCAUAUAUCAACAACAUAUUCUUCCAUCCCUCCUUUACAAAUGGUACAUCACCAAUCCUCUACAAAGUUUCUGUAAAAGCUAUGAAUAGGGCUGGUUUGACAUCUGCACCUGGGGAGUCGAAACCCAUAUUCAUGCAUAAAGCAAAUGUUCCUGGCAUUGUUUUUGAUGGAAGAGAUCUGUACAACGAUGAGGCAUUUACAAUCGAUCACACGUCAAUUGCCGCGUCUUUCUACGGAUUUGGAAGUGAAGAAUGCGAUAUAAUUGGCUACGACUGGGCUAUAGGAACGACAGAGUUUGGAACGGACGUACUAUCAUACACUGAUUAUGGUUUAGUUAUGAAUAACAAAACCCACGGACAGUGCCAGAUUCAUACCGAACUGUUUGAAGACCUCACAUAUUACAUUUCUGUACGCGCAGUUUUAGGAUGUCACAAAGAAUAUGUUGUAUCAUGCUCAGACGGAAUAACAUUAGAUCGUAUUGCCCCAGCUAUAACAUUUGAAGCUAACAAUGAAACGGCGGUAACGUGUAUCAAAAAUAUGAUAUAUCAAUCAUCAACAAACUCUCUUGGCAUCACUGGCAUCACAACGGAUAAAAAUGGCAUUUUUUCAGUGGAGUGGAGUCUUGGGACAGUUUCUGCCCUUGAUGACAAACAUCCAUUUACUGGCGAUUUAUCUGCACUUACAAGUGUUGCAGCACUCGUUCCCGGCGAGGCAGUGUUUUUAACGGCACACGCUGUUGAUAAUGCUGGAAACGAAAAUGUGGCAUCGUCUAUGGCGAUUAUUGCUGAUAUUACAUCUCCAGAAAUUAAGAAUUUUGACUGCACGUAUUAUAUCUCCACCCGUAAAAGCUUAGUAACCUGCAACUGGCUUACAGUGAUUGAGGAGGAAAGUUUAAUAAAUCAUAUUGAACUAUCAAUGGGUUCCAACAUCUCAAACAGUGACAUACUUGACAGUUACGUUAUUCAUAGAAGCGCUUACAGCUUCACAAAAGAUUUGUUUCAUCAAAUUAACCAAAUGCCAAGUAUGAACUAUAUUAAUAUUUUGAUAACUGUCAGCAAUGUUGUUGGACUUAAGAAAUCAUAUGGCUGGAAGGUGAUUGUUGACAGAACGCCACCUACAGUGGAAAGCCUUGACGUGGUUACAAGCACGAUUCCAGGUGUCAUAAAUGAUCAUCAUCAGCAAUGCCAGCUACCAAGUGGUUAUGUUGAAGUCAAACUGAACAAAGUUGAAGACAAAGAAACAGAUAUCGAUGAAAAAAGAUAUGAACUUGCUAUCGGAAGCUCAGCUUAUGGGACGGAUUUUCUAGUAUUUACGCCAAUCGAGAAAUCGUCAAGUUCUCUUUUUUUCAUGGACGGUUUCUUUUUGCCAGCUGGUGUGACUUUCUAUGCAACAUUGAGAAUAUAUAACAUCGCAGGACUGAAAACGGAGGUUUCGUCCAAAAGUGUUGUUGUAAGUCAAACACCAUACCUCUCAGUCCAGGACGGAGAUCAAUACGAGGACAUUGACUACCAAUCAUUGCCAAAUUUAAUACAAGGCACUUGGAAAUAUUCAGACAACUGUCCUAUUUUAGAUGCAAAAUGGUCAGUAGAAAACAUAGCUGGAAAAGUUUUGUUCGACUUUAUUCCCAUACCCAAUUCUGAUAGAGUGUUCUAUAACGAUGAGGUUCGAUUAGAAAAUGGUAUUAAGUAUAUUGUAACCGUCCAAACAAUAGACGCACUAGGAAGAAAAAGAAAGGCUCAAUCUGAUGGAGUUUCAAUACGAAUACAACCUCCAUACCCGGGAUCAGUCCGAGAUGGUUUGGAUUUGGAUUUGAACUAUCAAUUUAGUACAUCAGAUCUUUCUUCGAACUGGGAUUACUUUGGUGAUGGCUCUAACGAUCCUACACAAAGCAUUACGCGAUAUGAAAUAGCCAUAGGAAACGACAGGCGAUAUUCUAAGACACGUUCCAAUGUCCAUUACUUUGUAAAUGUUGGUCUGAAUACUGCUUAUACUUUCACAAACCUCAACUUGACUUCAAAAUUGAUAAGAUAUUACAUCACUGUUCGUGGAUUUAGCCAAGCCGGGGGAUUUGUAGAAGGAUACAGUAAUGGAAUACGUGUUGGAUUUGACGAUGACAUUAUCCCAGGAAUUGUUUCAGUUAAUAAAUACCAAUAUUCUACAAAUAAAAUGGCAGUUUCAUAUUAUGGAUUUCAGUCUGACAUUGCAAUUAUUGACUACAAAGUGGCAAUUAGCAGUCAUGGUGAAAUCAUAACAAAUGAUACGAUAAAGUGCAUUGCGAUCACGAGGAACACAUCCAUGUACGAUGUCAGCAGUUUGCAAAGUUACGGUUUGAAUGAAUAUGUGGAAAUUGAUGAGCUACAAUUAGUUCAUGGUGGUUCGUACUUUGUAUCAGUCGUGGCUGAGGACGAAGCAGGAAUGUGCAUUGUAGUCAAAGGCGGUCCGGUCUUUAUUGACGGAACUCCACCGCAAAAAGGACAGUUGUAUAUUAAUGGAAUUAAUCCCACAAUGAUUGUCUACCUUAGACUUCAUUCUGAAAUGCAUAUUGAAUGGACCGGAUUUGUGGAUAUCGACUCAGGUAUUCGUUCUGCACAUGUACGAUUGUUUGAAUGUGAUCAAUGCUUUAACACUACUAUUUCAAGCGAAUCAUGCUACCUGAUAGAUGAAAGUUUUGUUUUCAACGACACAAAGGCCGCCUUUUAUGAGCUUGAUUUGUAUUUUGAAAAGGCAUAUUACAUUGGUUUGGAGGUCACAAAUAAAGCUAAUAUAAGCACCACAUCCCAGAGUUCAACAAUCUUGAUUGAUGAAUCGCCACCGCUUUUAGGCGAAGUAAAAAUAACAGAGGAUUGGAAAAGCGAAGCAACAUUCCAGCAUUCAAGAUCAACAUUAUCAGGGUUUGUCCCUAUUGCUAUGACUGAGGAGGAUUUUCAGUGUAAAAAUCAGUUUCAAUACUUUCCCGUUAUUGGGUCGGACAAAGUGACAAAUAUACUUGAUGAAUUUAGCGACGACUUUUUAGUUAUCAAUGCCACCGGUGCGUAUUUGGGUAUUGGUUACAGUUCAGAUCUCUUAAAUAUGACGAAAACUGGUAUUUUAUCAGAAAAGAUCUCUCUACAAAAUGGAAAUUACACAUUCAGUGUUAGAGCGGCUAUUGGAGAUCAAAUUAUUACAACUAUUGCUGUGAUAACCGACCCGGUCGCAAUAUCAUAUGAAGUUACAGAAAAACCUGUAGAGGUCUUUUUUAACUUUAGUGCUUUCGAGAACAUUACCGGACUGUUAGCAUAUAAUUCUACUGACAGUGGAGAUAUAAAUACAACUACGGCUUCUUUACCAAGAUCGUUUAAACCAAAUAAUAAUAAUAAUACUGGUGAAGGAACGGCUAAUUUUGAGGCAGAAGAAUACGGCUUUGGAGUACACAUUCUUGGAUACAUGAUAGGUGAUAACGAAUACUAUCACCAUGUGUUUUGGGCUAAAAACAAAUUUGAAACAGUAAACCGAUGGUUUCAAACGACAAAGACACGAGAUCAAAUUCAUGAGUAUGUAAUAAACGUCAAAAAAAUGUCUAAAUACCUAACAGAUACCGUAGAUCUGUCAUUGAUUGUAGACGGCGAGGAAAAGGAAACGCUAUCUGGUUUCAACUUUUAUGGAGAUGUGAACCUUGCAGCGCUUACUUGGAAUGAAGACAACUAUAUGCCACCAUUAGAUAUAUACAAACCAUUUUAUUCCGAUGCCGUCAUUAGAGCAAUAAAUGUUCCAGAUAAUCGGGACAAGCUGUGCCGCUAUGGAAGAGCUUUCUAUGACGGACAAAGCGGAAUCAAAGAGUUGUGGAUUGGCGUGUCUGAUAAUGUCAAAGAGAUGGGCAAUAUUCUUCCUCUGUCUUUAUAUAAGAAAUUCUGCUUUUCUUGCAUUAAACCUUGUGAUAAAAUCUGCAAAGAAAACUGUGCCGAUGAAAUUCUCUCAAAUGGUUUUAAUCUUGUUGCAGUCGAAGUUAACGGAUUAGACAUGGACGCAAUCAAUAUGAAUUCUACAUGUGUGAAUAUUUCGAGUGAGGAACAGUGCAACAGUACAUCUUAUUACAUCAACGCAAAGCUAGUCAACUUUGCAGGGGAAGAAACAACUGCUUUUUCAAAUGCAAUACAAAUUGACACAACGCCGCCACAAUGCUUUUAUGUUGAAUGUACUGACCCAAAUUAUAAUGUAGACCAACCGACAAAGUAUCUAGGUUCCAGUUCAGCAAUUGGGGCUUUUUGGAACUGUACAGAAAAGGAAAGUCUCAUUGUUAGGCAUAAAGUCGAAAUUGUAGAUAUUACUAAUGGCGACAUUGUUAUGAAUAGCACUGAUGUCGGGCUUAAAACCAGAGUACGAUUCGAUCUUGCAAACGAUACAUUUGAAGAUGGCAGUGAUUACGAGGUCUUAGUUACUGUUAUAAAUAGUGCUGGGCUUACGUUGAAGACUUCAUGCAAAGUCCAAGUUAAUCUUUAUCCGCCAGAUGUGUCCGCCGUCGUUUCAGAACCUUUGUACACGGAUUGGACGACACAUUCAGAGAUGGAGAUGCCAUACUGGACUGAUUCCCAAACCAACAUCGGUAUACAAUGGUCUGGAGGGACAUCGGAUACAGAGUUUUACGAAUGGCAGAUCGGAACAAAACCGGACGGAUCAGAUUUAUUUCCAUCGUCCAAAGUUGGUAUUAACUCUACAGGAUCAUCCGCGAUCGUUCAUGGAAAAGUGCACUACAACAGCAAGUACAUCAACAAAACUGUGUCCGAAUAUCGCAACAUUACCAAUAUGACGCAGGAACAAAUUCAAAACCUUACCUCGGCCAGUGAAAAGGAGAAGUCCUUCUUCAACAUGGAACCAGGAAGAUGCCUAUAUCAGUCUCUGUACGCGCGGGGAUAUUCACAUCUCAGCAGUAAAAUAAAUGAGAGUAUUGUUUGUGUCAAACGACCCGGUGAUGUAUAUUUAAACGGAGCUAAAGACAAAUUGGUUAUUAGGGCGCACAAGAUGAAGUCAUCUACAUCUUGGGACACAUCUGACCCAACUACAUCCCCGGAGAUUACUGUUGACGCAAGCUUAACUGGAGGCGGCCUGACAGUGGGAACAAUCACGCAGUCGGACCAGGAUGAAGUAUACGGCAGCGCGGCCACUUCGGAGUACAAGCCCUACAUUUCUAACAUUCAAACCACUCUACAGCAAACAUCGAGACUCUUGCAGAAACGAAUACAGCGUCUUUGCAACGUAACGUUCUUCCUGACGCCGUCACCCGUAGCCAAAGUUACAGAUGUCACCAUCAAUACGAUAGUGCCAGUGGGAUGUGAAAAAGACUUUUACUAUCAACCGGCCCUUGUAUACUGGGACAAAAAUGAAGAGCAAUGGGUCCAUAUCGAUGAAGGAUGCAAUGAGUACCUGUCGGCAAACGUUAAUUUGUCACGGUAUAAUUCAACAAUCUGUGGAUUAUCAAGAAAUAACACAUCCACCCGUAAGCGUCGAGCGACAUCGUUUGAAAUCGAUGAACCAAGACAAUACAGUCUUGUUCUGAUAACAAAAAGGUAUCAAAAUUCACCACCGAAAAUUAUCACGGACAACAUCUACUUUAUUGAAGACGAAACGAGCGCAUUUGAUAUUGAAACAUCUGAUGCAGAAAACGAUGUUCUAAGCUACAGAAUUGUGGACAAGCCAAGCAAUAUUGAUUGCAAUAUAACCUCCAUCGGAAAACUAGAAUGUAUUCCCGAAGACGACUUUUAUGGCAAUGUUACUGUAACGGUCGAAGUCGUUGAAGAAGAGUUGCCAUUUUUUGUAGAUCCUUACUCAGAGAGGAAGAAGUUGAGAAUUGGCAUACAGAACGUCCCAGACAAAACCGACCGUUUCUUUAUAGACCUAAAUGAAACUUGGCAUGAGGAAAAACGACCGUCCAUGAAACAAACAGUCAUAACAAAUGCAAACCGGUCUGCUUCUCUUUAUGUUGGAAAGAUACUUCUCGCGGAUGUAGAUGGCGGUGAAAGAUUCUCAACAAUUUCACGAUUUACUUCUCUUGGAAAUUCGUCAUUUUCUCUAAAUGCCAAUGAUCCGGAAUCAAUUCCAGUUCAAAACUACACUACCAAAAAUUAUCGGUCAAAGGCAGCCUACAACGUUGAUUUUGAAUUCAGUCCAAACCUUAAAGGAAAAAUGGUCCUAGAUUUUAUUGCCCAAACGGAUGAUUUAAGUUAUACCCCUGGAGUUACGAUAAGUUUGUAUGUCUUGGAGAAUCCUUGUAUCCAUGGUUACUGUAACCACCCAACACUAGGAGAGGAGGCAUGUAAUGACACUGCCCGCUCUGAAUCAUUUGUAGGAUUUGAGUGCGUGUGUUAUCCAGGCUACAUUGACGAGUGGUGCCAGACGGAGAUCGACGAGUGUGCGCAUGAGCCCUGUUUAACCAUGUACGAUUGCGAGGACCUGGUUAACGAUUACCAAUGUAACAUCAAUAUUCUCAAGCUUAUGGCGGCCAUCAUUUGUUCUCUACUUUUCCUGAUACCUGUCGUAUACUUGCUAAGGAGGAUUAUUUUUCUUCAAGACAGAGUGAAUAUAGAAGUGGAUAAUGCCCGUUGGGAAAAUAGCAGAGCUUUUGAACCGAUGACUAAAUGGACGGACAAUCCGCUCAUGUUUAUACACAGAGCGUUACAUCCGCUUCAUCGCAAGAAUAAUGAGGCAGACUUUUCCCUAGACCUUGAUUUAUUUUCGAACACUAUUGCACAGCCUGAAUCAAAGCCGAGGACAUUGACCGAAGAAGAGUUGACCGAAGCCUCUAGAGAGCGGCUCAGUUUAUUUCAGUCAAAUAUAGAAGAAACACACAGGGCCGGACUUAUGAACGCAGGUACCCAGACACUUCAUGAAGCAGAAAGGCAACCGCAAAUUGCUGCUUCUAUUUCUCUACAAGACAUGGAGGCUACAGGCGAAUCGAUGGACGAUUGGGCAGAUAGUACACCCUUUGGUAAAGGCAGAGCAUUGUCUCUGCAUCAUCGCAAGUUCAGUGAGGUAGAGGGUUCCCUAGACCAUGUUAUCUUUGCGAAAAAUCUUGCACAGCCUGAAUCAACGCCAAGCAAUUACUUCGCUGAAGAGUUGACAGAAUUCUCCGCAGAGAGGCUCAAAUCAUUCCAAUCCAAGAAUGAUGACACACAAAGGAAUGGACUGAUGGACGUAGGUAUCGAGAAAUUCAAUAAAGCAUCAGAGCAACCGCGAACCGCUGUUGCUAUUUUCCAAGAAGACAAGGAGGCUACAGACGAGGUGACGCCGAGCAAUUUCUCCGCUGAAGAGAUGACCGAACCGUCUGGAGAGCAGCUAAAAGCGUUCCAGCAUGUGAAAGAAGACGUACCAAUGCAGAGAUUUGCGGUUGAACCACUAAUUAAAAACGAACCAUCGUCUGGAUCAGCGAUUGACGAAAUGUCAUCAGUGGAUGUAACAACAGUAUAAAGAAUUGAGCCGUUGAAGCCGACGAGCAAAUCACCGAAUCCUUCUGUUGCGCUGAAACCGCUUAGUCACGACGCUUUCUAUGGAUGUUGAAGCAAUUGAAACAGGUGUCUCUAAUGGCAGACACCAAAGUUUAAAAGUCGAAUAUGAGUUCCGCAAUUGUCUCUUUAUACAUAUAUACGUUUCGAACCAAAUAACUGUCUCUGCUUUUCUAAGAAGUAUUAACUUUUUUAUGUUGUAAAAUAAUCAAUGAGAUAUGUUGGUAGAAAUAUUUUCUUGUUAUAGUAAGACUCAAAUACGUUUAUCUUUAUACUGUUUAUUUCGUUCUUUUUUUAAAACAGGAUUGCAUAUUCCCAUCAAAAACGGGAAACACGGGAGUUAAACAAAAUGCCACAAACGACGGAAAUUUUAUUGUCAGUGGUCACAAGUUCGAUUUUAUAAAAGUUAAAUGGAAGUGGCUAUAAGCUUGAUAAAAUGCUGAUUUUGUUCUUAUUAUAUGAAAUAGAAUCUGGUUUAAUGAGAAUAACUCUAUUAUAAUACAAAAAUUCAAAUAUGGAAUUAAAUUGGAAUGUGAAGCGUGAACAACCUGAACAAAAACACAAAAUCAAGUAUGGUCUUCAUUACCUGAUAUUAUAACGUUUUAUUAUUCUUUCGUACAGAUAUGUUUCUUUGCUAGGCUUGAGUUGGUAAACUCCUUGUUUACUGUGAAUAAACCUUUCAAUCACA
Messenger RNA from Mya arenaria, 15249 nucleotides. RefSeq lists its product as uncharacterized. Gene Ontology annotation, molecular function: calcium ion binding. The transcript is spliced from 39 exons. The record is from RefSeq and is a predicted model, not a curated record. Lineage: Eukaryota; Metazoa; Mollusca; Bivalvia; Myida; Myidae. Bases 178 to 14526 code for a protein of 4782 amino acids.